AUGAAUUAAAAUAAGAAAAACAGAGUCUUUUCAUUUCAAAUCAAAAACACUUCAGGAGUGCUAUCUGAAGUGUUCGAUAGCUAGUUAUCGACAGCCAGAUUCCAAGCUUUUGAAUAACCUCAAAGUCCAUUCAAACCGAACUUCUUUUUCUUGGAGAACGAACAAAUCUAAUCCCCCAGAAUGUCAACCCAAAGAUCUCUCUCCAGACUUCACAUAAAUUCGUUAAGUCCAAAGAACAGCUACAUUUAUUCAAGGAAGUCAAUACUAACACCCCAGUCUAUUACUUCUCAGUUAGGAAUGUUGUAUCAUUUUGAAAAGCAAUUGGCUGAUUGUCUAAAAUCCAACUACCAAAUAGGUGUCAUUGAAAGUCUGUUUAAUUUGAUGGUGAUUGCAGUUGAACAAGAUAACAUUGAUUUACUGAUCACUUUUAUGCGUUUAUGUGCAUUAACCUUUAUUUCAUUUCAAGAAUGGACAAAAGCACUUCUAUUUUUCCAGCAUUGUAAAUUUCUAAGCGAAUUCACUCGCCAACUAGAUGUGAUCUAAUGGACUUUCCUCCAAAUAGGAAUUCUAUGCAAAUACAUCAAAAAAUACGAUAUCGGAAAAAUAUUCAUCAAAAAAUCCUUGGAAUAUUCUUGGCUAGUAAAGGAUUUGGAUUAGGAGAUUAUUUGCUAUGAAGAGUUAGGCAAAUUGUGUUUUCUUAAUUAUGAAUUAUAGACAGCCAAGUCAUUGCAUGAGAAGAGCAUGAAGGGAAACUACGAGAAGGAACAGUCCUCUUUAAGAUAGGUAUCCAAAAAAGGAAUGGAACAGAUCUUAAACAUGUUUCCACAACAAGAAAAGAAACUAGGCCUACAUAUAUUCUCCAAGGCUGUUAAUUUUCCAUUGAAAUUUGUCUAAUGUUAAAAUUAGUAAUAUUUCUCAAAAAGAUCAGUAAAAAAUUAGUAUUUGAUAUCCAAUGAUUUUGAGUGUGUACCCAAUCAAAGGAUCAUUGAAAUUGAUCUUACUCUCGAAGACAUGUUACAAUCGUUUUUGAAGGGUGUUAACUUUUCAUUUGAAAUUCCAACUCCAAUAUCAGUAACUGAAGAGUAUGAAAGCAUCGCUGAAUACAAUUAAAUGCCUUCAAUAUAGAAAAUGAAAUAAACACAAUUGGCCACCAUAAUUAAAUUGCACUCCCAAAAAGCAAGUACCACUCAGAGAAGAGCUCCUAUUGUCAGAUUGGAUUAAUUUCAAUAGAAGCUUCCACUUGAACAAAUUAUUAAAUAACGAUUGGAAAUGAAAUUUGACAACUCUUAUACGAACAGAGAAAAAAUUAGAAAUCGAAAAUUCGCCAACAACUUAGAGUAAAUCAGGUUGACUCAUGAGAAGAAUGGGAUCGCUCUCAGCUUGGAGUACUAAAAGAGGGAACUAAUCAGAUAUGCUAAAAAAUUACUAAAUUAAUAAUAAAUUACUUUCAUAUGA
Molecule: messenger RNA, 1455 nt
Organism: Paramecium tetraurelia
Lineage: Eukaryota; Ciliophora; Oligohymenophorea; Peniculida; Parameciidae
Exons: 3
Molecular function (GO): protein binding
Source: RefSeq, a predicted model, not a curated record